AUGGCGAUCAAGCACAACAACGUUAUCCCCAACACUCACUUCCACAAGGACUGGCAACGUCGUGUCCGCGUGCACUUCGACCAGCCCGGUCGCAAGCACCGCCGUCGUCAAGCCCGUUUGUCCAAGGCCGCUGCUGUUGCUCCUCGCCCAGUCGACAAGCUCCGUCCUGUUGUGCGAUGCCCUACCAUCAAAUACAACCGCCGCUCUAGGGCCGGCCGCGGUUUCACCCUCCAGGAGUUGAAGGAGGCUGGCAUCCCCCGCAAGCUCGCCCCCACAAUCGGCAUCUCCGUUGACGCUCGCCGCAAGAACGUCUCCCAAGAAUCCCUUGCCGCCAACGUUGCCCGUCUCCAGGAGUACAAGAGCCGCUUGAUCCUCUUCCCCCGCAAGAGCGGCCAAUACAAGAAGCUCGACGCCUCCGCCGAGGACGUUGCUGCCGCUACCAAGGCUUUCGCCGCCGAGGGCAAGGUUGAAGGAUACACCACCCGUGUCUCAUCCAGCAUCCCCGUCAAGAACAUCAGUGCCGCCGAGGCUGUUACCGAAAUCAGCCGAUCUGACCUCCCCGAGGGUGAGAAGGCUGCCUACCGACGAUUGCGUGAGGCUCGCAGCGAGGCUCGCUACCUCGGUGCUCGUGAGAAGAGAGCCAAGGAUAAGGCCGAGGCCGACGAAGCUGCUAAGAAAUAG
Messenger RNA from Talaromyces marneffei, 681 nucleotides. RefSeq lists its product as uncharacterized. Gene Ontology annotation, cellular component: ribosome; cytosolic large ribosomal subunit. The record is from RefSeq and is a predicted model, not a curated record. The transcript has 5 exons. Gene Ontology annotation, biological process: translation. Lineage: Eukaryota; Fungi; Ascomycota; Eurotiomycetes; Eurotiales; Trichocomaceae. Bases 1 to 681 code for a protein of 226 amino acids. Gene Ontology annotation, molecular function: structural constituent of ribosome; RNA binding.